Neohortaea acidophila is the source of this 222-nucleotide messenger RNA. RefSeq lists its product as uncharacterized. The transcript is spliced from 3 exons. The coding region runs from base 1 to 222 and encodes 73 amino acids. The record is from RefSeq and is a predicted model, not a curated record. NCBI's taxonomy places the organism in Eukaryota, Fungi, Ascomycota, Dothideomycetes, Mycosphaerellales, Teratosphaeriaceae.
AUGGCACCUCCCGAAAACACCGCAUCCGAUUCCAACACGGGGGAUGAUACGGUUCGCAGAGCCUCGGCGCCCAAAUUCGCCAACCUGACGGAGAUGAAGCGAGGAGCGGGUGCACAGAAUGCGCAGGCGAAUCGGCAGAGUUUCACGGAGCAGACCAAGACUCCCGGGUCGUUGGGGAGCAUGUGGGAUAGCUUCACCAAGGGCACGACACAUCCAAAGUAA